This is a messenger RNA of Panicum hallii, 1711 nucleotides long. Its product is annotated as amino acid transporter AVT1I-like. The record is from RefSeq and is a predicted model, not a curated record. Bases 273 to 1472 code for a protein of 399 amino acids. Gene Ontology annotation, cellular component: plasma membrane. Lineage: Eukaryota; Viridiplantae; Streptophyta; Magnoliopsida; Poales; Poaceae. The transcript is spliced from 3 exons.
CCUCAAGCAACGACAUCAAUCUGUCUGACAAAAAAUGUGUAUUUCAUGAAUCUACUUUGCCGAUCUGUGUAAUUCCACUCAAUGCCUUCUCCAUUUUGCUUUAUUUUCAUCUCUUUUCUGGGAAUAGACAUCCACUUAUUGUCACACGGCACUACCACAGUGGUGAUAAUGUGAUAUGCAGUGGGCCUGCAUGUCCCAACCUCAUGCACCACACUUCUUUAAAACCCAGGGCUGAUGUGCAUCCUCUUGUCGAAGGCCACUAGGAGUUUCUGAUGGAGAACAACACUCCUCCAAAGUCUGGGACAGGCUUCUUCAAAACUUGCUUCAAUGGAGUUAAUGCUCUCUCAGGGGUUGGAAUAUUAUCCAUUCCAUAUGCAUUGUCUCAAGGAGGAUGGCUGAGCUUACUCAUUUUCAUGACCAUAGCAAUCAUCUGUUUCUAUACUGGUAUUCUCCUGCAGAGAUGCAUAGACUCAAGCUCGCUUGUUAAGACCUAUCCUGAUAUUGGUGAGCUAGCUUUUGGCCGGAAAGGAAAAAUCAUAGUAGCAAUAUUCUUGUACCUGGAGCUGUAUCUUGUUGCCAUUGAUUUCUUGAUAUUAGAAGGUGACAACUUGGAGAAAUUAUUUCCAAAUGCCAACUUCCAUGUUGCUAGUCUCAAGAUUGGAAGCAAGCAAGGGUUUGUGUUGAUCUUCAGCCUGCUGGUUUUACCAACAACAUGGCUUCGGAGCUUGAACAUGCUUGCAUAUGUUGCUCUCGGCGGAGUCAUGGCAUCUGUCAUUCUAAUCGCCUCUGUUAUGUGGGUUGGAGUGUUUGAUGGUGUCGGUUUUCAUGAGAAAGGUGUGACUGCCAACUGGUCUGGUAUGCCAACUGCUAUGAGCUUAUAUGCGUUCUGUUUCAGCGGCCAUGCUGUUUUUCCCAUGAUAUACACUGGCAUGAGAAACAGAAAAACGUUCCCCACAGUGUUGCUCAUCUGCUUCAUUAUCUGCACUCUUAGCUAUGGGCUGACAGGCACCAUUGGAUACUUGAUGUACGGGGAAUCAUUAAGUUCCCAGGUGACGCUCAACCUUCCAUCAAAACGUUUUGCCUCCAAUGUCGCGAUCUACACGACGCUGAUCAACCCUUUCACCAAGUUCGCGCUGCUAAUCACUCCAAUAGCAGAGGCUAUCGAGGAUAGCCUUCAUGUUGGCAAAAACAGGACAGUCAGCAUCUUGAUCAGGACCACUCUGGUCGUCAGCACCACCAUUGUAGCACUUAUCGUGCCGUUCUUCGCCUAUGUUGUCGCGCUUACCGGCUCGUUCCUCAGCAGCACGGUCACAAUGUUGCUGCCCUGUGUCUGCUACCUGAAGAUCAGCUCAAGGACCUCCAGGAAUCUGAGGUUGGAGCUGGUAGCUUGCCUGGGUAUUAUCAUGAUUGGGGCGGGAGUGAUUGUGGUUGGCACAUAUUACUCACUGAAGCAGAUUGUUCAUAGCUUUUGAGUCAUGAGCACACUGGGCUCUGUAUAUAUGAAUGAACUAUAUUGUAACCUACCCUAGUAGCAGCAGAUCUGUAGCCUUGUACUCUCACCCUGAUAAGAUAGCACAUGAAGUUAGUUGCAUAUGAAACCAAAAAUAAACUGCCGAUAAGAGGAUCUGUGAUGUGGGAUUAGAUUCGUAUAGUUUGUCAAGAGACAGCGCGUAUCAGCUACAAUGUUCAAAGAUAUUAUUUGGCCAUUUUA